AUGCGAACGGCCUUCGUCGCACUCGCCUUCGCAGCCCUCGCCGCGGCUACACCUACCUCGACACCGAAGCGGCGCAGCCUCGCCCUCUCUCCCCCCGGCACGAGCGUACCGCCAUCGAAGGAUGCGUUCUACGACGCGCCCAGCGGGUUCGGGCGCGCUGCGAACGGGCAUGUCUUCAAGGCGAGACCGGUUUGGACGCCGUUCGACUCCGAGGCUUCCGGGGCUUACCAGGUCCUCUACAAGACGACCCUUGCGACGGGAGGCGACGCAGUGACGGCCGCAACCUUGUUCGCUCCGCUCGAACCGGUCUCGCCUCCGCGCAUAAUGGUCCUCGCCGCGCCCAUGGACUCGGCCUGCCGCGACUGCGAAGUCACCUUCGUCCUGCAGAACGGAAGCAAGUCAAACGCGACCGACUUCCUCCUCAAGUCCGUCGCGAUCGACAUCUUCGCUGGCUUGCACAAGGGCUGGUACGUCGCCGUGCCGGACCACGAGGGACCGAACGCUGCGUACAUCGCCGGCGUGCAGGAAGCUUUCGGCGUCAUUGACGGCUUGAGGGCGAUGCUCAACUUCCCGAACAUCCUUCCGAAGACCGACGGCUACAAGGCUGUCAUCCACGGCUACUCGGGCGGCGCGCACGCAAGCGCCUGGGCGAACCAGUUCCUUCCGACGUACGGCAGCGAACUCAACGUUGUUGCCGCUGCGUACGGCGGUACUCCUGUCAGCGCCUCCUUCGACGGUCUCGCCAGCAUCUCGGGCGGCGGCAGCUUCCUCUUCUGGGGCGCCCUCGUCGGCCUUUCGAACGCCUACCCCGAGCUCGACCACUUUAUCCGCCACCAGCUCUUCCCAAAUGGCACCGAAGCCUUCGAGGCAGCUCGCUCGCUCUGCAACACCCAACUCGGCGAGUACCUCGGCGACAAGAGCCUCGUCUCGUUCUUCCGCAACGGCGCAAAGACGUUCACCUACUCGACUGCGCUCAAGUACAGCAAGCUGGGUCAGCUGGGCGAACCCGUCAAGAAGGACAUCUCGCCUGCCGCCGCGACCGACGGCAUCGUUCGUCGCCCGACCCUGAUGUACCACUCGUCCACCGACGACAUCGUUUCCUACGCACCGGUUCCUGCGUACGUCGAGUCGCAGUGCAAACGCGGCGCCAAGAUCCUCUUCGAGACCGCGCCCGGCUUCACGCACACGACAGCCGCCAUCAUGUGGACCGCCGACGCCUACAACUUCCUCGAGUCCGCCUUCGACGGCAAGCUCAAGCUCGACAAGUGUCAGCAGAAGACUGGCAUCACGACGCAGCUCGGCACCGACGAGUUUAUCGCCGCUAUCGGCCAGUCGGCGUGGAGUCUCAUCCAGUCGCAGAUGCAGAAUGCGUCCUAA
This is a messenger RNA of Rhodotorula toruloides NP11, 1377 nucleotides long. Its product is annotated as secreted lipase. Gene Ontology annotation, molecular function: triacylglycerol lipase activity. Lineage: Eukaryota; Fungi; Basidiomycota; Microbotryomycetes; Sporidiobolales; Sporidiobolaceae. The record is from RefSeq and is a predicted model, not a curated record. Gene Ontology annotation, biological process: lipid catabolic process. The coding region runs from base 1 to 1377 and encodes 458 amino acids. The transcript has 4 exons.